AUGAAGACGCUUUGCAUGCUCGUUUCGCUGGUGAUUGCAUCUGCGACGUGGGAACAGUUGGUUGCAUCCAAUAUCCCUGUUGCCCGACGGGGGCAUGUAGCGGUUUGGGAUGCAGUGGGAAACCAAAUGCUAGUACAUGGUGGAGAAAGCGGUCGACGCAGGACCACUCGCCGCAACGAGCUUUAUUCACUGGAUCCAGUGCAGGGGACCUGGACCGAGCUGUCCGCCAGUGGAAAUUUCGUCGAGGAGCACACCGCAGCAUGGGAUGCUGCGAGCCGGACCAUGUACAUUCACGGUGGGUCCUCCAGUUUUGUCUAUGACGAUUUGGAUGGGUAUGCCGUGGGCAGUGGCUGGACAGCAUACCAAGACGGUUAUGCACGGAGGUUCGCAACGGCUGUGUGGAAUUCGGAGGACGCAGAACUUCUGGUGUAUGGAGGAUGGACUUCUUCGUCAAGAACGGACACGUUGCUCGUCUACAGCUCUGGCACGAACUCAUGGACGUCAACGAGCGGUGUUGCGGCAGGUCUCCGAUCCAGCCAUAUGGCCGUGUGGGAUGCGAGCACCAAAGUGAUGUUGGUUUUCGGCGGGUACGAUGGCUCAAAUGUGCUGUCGGACUUGUGGGGAUAUGCUCGUGAAGGAGAUUCGUGGAGUGAGCUUUUCCCAAGCGGCAGCUUGCCCGUUCGGCGGCACUCUGCUACAGCUGUGUGGGAUCAGCCGUCAAGGUUGAUGUUUGUUUUUGGCGGCAUGUCCGGCACUAGCUCAGGGUACCUUGAUGAUCUCUGCUCCUACGACGCGGCCUCCGAUGCAUGGAGUUUGCUGGACACUGCUGGCCCGACUCGGGCCUGGCACGCGGCGGUCUGGGCCGACGGUCAGAUGAUCGUCUAUGGUGGCCAUGAUGGGACGAGCUUUCUGGGCGACGUUUGGAUUUAUCAUCACAGUACCGUCACCACAACAUCCGCGUCCACAACCAGCACAAUCACCUCCACCACAACAACCGGUACCUCUACAACCACCAUUACUUCUACAACCACCAUUACUUCUACUUCAUCGAGUGGCAGCACAACCUUCACGGCGACGGUGACUACCACAACAGCCAGCUUUAGCAUGACGUUGUCCACAACAGCCAGCUCUACCACGACGUUGUCAACCCUGACCACAUCUACCACACGAUCCCAAACCACCACAACCACGUCCCUAACAACGACGAGUUCAAGUGCGACCACCUUGUCGACCACUUCGUCCAUGUCCAGCACGUCGACCCUCACCUCAAUCACCGCAAGCAGCACAAGAACUGCAACCACUCUAUCCACCACGGCCACCCAGUCAACUUCCACCUCGUCGACCCAGACGACCACGACAUCACACUCUUCCACAACCACACGAACUCCCCAGCCGAACACCACCACGACUUCCUCCACACUAGUGCGGAACGUGGUCGUCCCUCCACGCGUGGCGUGGAGCCCUCAUGGGCAGAUUGUGGUCCAAUCGCUUCAGAGCACCCUUUUGUUUGUUUCCGAGAGUGAAGACAUGUAUAGGACCUCUACAACUCUCGGCAACGUUUCGGCGGUGAAGCUCCCAAAGGAAGCUCCUGCGUCGCAGAUGGUGCUCGAAGCGGGCGAUGCCAUUUCCCCGAUCAAAGUCGUCCUGCCAGAGGCCUUGCUGCGGAGCUUCGCCGGAAGCGGAAACACCAUCAUGGUCGUCACGGAAGUGGCACCAGAGGAAACACACAAGUUCAAUCAAGUAACCACAGCUGGUGAGAUGGUCCUACUAAACUCUCCCGUGACGGAGCUGUCUUUCGCCAAUGAACGAAAUGGAGGCUUGACCCUGCUGGCCGUCAAUGGGACGGACAGCAUCGUGUUCAUGCUCGCGAAUCGCCCGGCAUUGCCCGGUGAGAGGUGUGCGUUUUAUGACUUGGACCUGAACGCGUGGUCCGUCGCUGGCACAGAGCUACUCCCUAGCUUUGAGGUGGACGGAGAGAUCGUCAAUGCAUCCUGGUGCCAGACUACGCACACGUCACUGUUCGGGCUGGUGCAGAGCAUACCAUGGGAGACCGCCAUGGAGAUGGCGGAACUGCGUGUGGAUGCGCAGAGCUACACGGCCGGGAUCGUUCUGGUCGUCUCUUUCCUUUGCUUGUGCUGCUCAUUGCUCUGCCCCUUCCUUAGCCGCCGCAUUCGCGCGCCGACUUCGGGUCACGUGACUCUGAAGAACCGUCACGGCAAGGAACGCCGCGUGUUCUUCGAGCGCGAGGAUGCCAACCUGGAGGAUACGGCACAGAAGGUCCUGGUGAAGUGGCAGAUGGAGGAUCGGAGCACCAUGGAAGAUUUGAGCAACUUGCGCGCAUCUUCCCGACAUGUCGUGGUGGACUUGAACCUGCUCUCUCCUCCUCGCAAAGUGAACUCCUUGGACUCGCGCGUUGGGUCGAUGCAGUCCAAUGACGUCAGCCCAACACACACAGGUGUCCAAGCGGAACAAAGACAGGUUGACAAGAACGACAUCCAAGACUCAGAUGGAAAACAGUCCUUGGGCUGGGAUGCUUUUCACAACUCAGCGGAUUCAGCUGAAGUAGUUUGCGCUGGCCUGGACGAUGAAUAUCCAGCGGAGGCCGAUGAUUUGGUCUCUGCUGGCUUGGACGACUUGUACCCGAUGGAGACCGAUUCCAUCGUGUCUGCAGGCUUGGAUGACGACUUGUCUGUUGUGCUAUCAAUCGCGCCCAUCGAGGCGUAUGAAGAUGGCGAAUGGGUUCUGUAUUUCUCCUCGACCCAUUCCUGCUUGGUGCCCGCAAGAAUCCUGGGUUCUGGCUUCUUCUUGACGGACGAUCCAGGUGAGCUGCCCUUAUACAGAUGUCGCGUGGGCACCGGCCAAAUGCGCGAGCAUGUUCCGCUGCGUGCCCUCCGCACCACUCUCGAAGCUGGUGACAGUGUCGAAAUGUAUUCUGCCAAGCACAAAGCCUGGAAGCCAGCGAUGGUCUUGAAGUCGCCGCCACUCCAACGGGCUCCCCAUCGGGCAAUGUUCCAGGUCAUGACUGAGGACACCUUCGACCGCUUCGAGCUCCCUUUGAGCUCUUUGCGUCGACGCUUCGCGGCGGGCAUGGCCGUUGAGGUCUACCUUGGUCGCAGCACUGGCUGGAGUCCCGCGGUGGUGGUCAACACAGCGGUCGAAGUUCCCAUGACCACAGCCCUCUCGGAGCUCUCCAUGACGCACGUGGCCUCGGCAGCCUCUGUGGAGACCGGGGCCCUUAAAGACUUGGAUAGCAUGGUUCGCAUCGGUUUCCCCGACUCCGCCCAGGAAGUGGAAGUCCCAUCCUCUCAGUUGCGAAGCUGUCGUCAGACAAAGCUGUAG
Molecule: messenger RNA, 3339 nt
Organism: Symbiodinium necroappetens
Lineage: Eukaryota; Dinophyceae; Suessiales; Symbiodiniaceae
Source: the annotation of a GenBank genome assembly